Molecule: messenger RNA, 3597 nt
Organism: Kwoniella shivajii
Lineage: Eukaryota; Fungi; Basidiomycota; Tremellomycetes; Tremellales; Cryptococcaceae
Exons: 8
Coding region: 1-3597 (1198 amino acids)
Biological process (GO): actin filament organization; actin cortical patch assembly; protein phosphorylation
Cellular component (GO): cytoplasm
Molecular function (GO): ATP binding; protein serine/threonine kinase activity
Source: RefSeq, a predicted model, not a curated record
AUGUAUACUUCUACUUAUCCUCCUUCGGCAUCACCUUAUGCUUCACCACCUCAACCACCUCAUGACCCUUAUCGCUCUUCACCUAUAUCUGUGAAUCCCAAACAACCAUACAACACAGCGUUCUCUCCACCACCUCAGAUACCAAAUGCAUUCUCGCCAGUGAACGGUCCAAUGUCAUCAAGUCAGUCUCAGCGCUAUCAACAAUACCCAAAUCCUCAGCCUCAACAAUACGCCAGAGGACCACCAAAUAGAUAUGCUUCUCCUGCUCAAGUUCCAGGAUAUCCAAAUGGAGCAGGACCUGGACCUGGAUAUGCCCAACAAGCACCGUCACCACAUCUCCCUCAACGUCAUAAAGGAACGUUGGCCCCGGGACAGAUUGUCAAAAUUGGUGAGAUAGCAGUAAGGAUAGAAAGGUAUCUGUCAGAAGGUGGAUAUGCGCAUGUGUACUUGACAUCGUCAGAAAAACCUGUUUAUCCCCCAAAUAAGGGCAGUGAGAAAAAGGGAAGAUGGGGUGAAAAAGGAUAUACAGAACAUUGUCUUAAGAGAAUUGCUUUUGAAGAUGAUAACGUCUGGAUAGAUGUCAAAAAGGAGAUAGAAGUAAUGAAAUCAUUACCGCCUAAUCCCCAUCUCAUUCAGUAUCUCGGUUCCACUCAUUCUCGUUUACCGACUGGAGGACAUGAGGUCUUCAUAUUGAUGGAAUACUGUUCGGGCGGCGGUAUCAUCGAUUUACUAAAUAAGAGAUUAAGGGAUAGACUAAAGGAGAUUGAGAUCUUGAAUAUUUUCACCGAUGUUUGUGAGGCCGUUGCAGCAAUGCAUCAUCUUUCUAGGCCCCUUCUGCAUCGAGAUCUAAAGAUCGAGAAUGUCUUAUCUCAACCACUCUCAACGUCUCCAUCUCCCCAACGUCCGAGCCCACUGAUGUUCAAGCUGUGUGAUUUUGGAUCGACAACCUUCCCAGCUGACAAACCUCCUCAGUCGAAAGUUGAAGCAGAUGCCCUGGCUAUGGAUCUGAAUAAGAAUACUACUCUACAGUAUAGAAGUCCGGAAAUGGUAGAACCGAUGUUAGGUCUACCAGUAGGAUUACCGAGUGACGUUUGGGCUCUGGGAUGUUUACUAUACAAACUCUGUUACUACACUACCCCAUUUGAAGAGCAUGGUCCGCUAGCGAUAGUAAACGCUAAAUACUCGUUUCCACCCGUACCGGCAUAUUCGCCUCGAAUACAGCAUCUGAUUGCUUCAAUGUUGGUGGAACAACCUGUACGCCGACCAACGGUCUUCGAAAUCUUAAAGGUCGCACAUGAGAUGAGCGGUACAAAACCAGAAAUCGACUAUCCUAUACCGUCUCGAUCUCUCAAUGCUCCUGCACAACAACGUCAACCCACACGGUCGCAAGCACCAUCUUCAAAUCUCCUUGAUUUCACAGGCUCCUCAUCUCCUACCGAUAAGACUCCUGUUAUGCAGCCAACUCUCGCGUCAACGGUACAACCCCAAAGACGAGGUCGCCCGUCAAGAGAGCCAAGUCAGAAGCAAGUCUUGCAGACUUCCACGCCAACCGCAAUGCCCCCUCCUCCUGCGCAGCCCCAAGCAAUAACAUCUUCGACCUCGCAAUCACAUCCUCCAAAGAUGCAAGUUACUGGUGAAGCCCCUUCAUCCCUUUCCAAAGGUUCUUCGCCAGGCUUGGACGCAUUUGGAAUGCCUUCUCUACCUGCUUCUUUGUCGCAGAAAUCUGGGAAUCGAGGAUUUGGGGAUUCCUUCGCCGCACCCAAACCUGCUGCUCUCACUGGAGGAUCACGCUUCGGUGCUAAUCUCCCUCGUCCUCCAUCCGGUUUCGGUGAUUCUUUCGGGUCCUCCAAGUCACCCUCGUUACCUUCAAGAUCACCUACUAUAUCUUCACUAAAUCGAGCCCCCUCUUCGUCCUCCAAACAAUCAGUACCACAGCAAUCAUCACCUGCGAUUUCUGCUAAUAGACCGAAAUCACCCAAAACAUCGAAACCAUCGUCAGGACAUAAAAGCGAUCUAAGUUUCGAAACUCGAUUCCCAUCCAUCGAAACUCUCGAUAGUGAUGCCUUCUCUCCUCCACCUACUGAAGCACAGGGACCUGAGAGGUUAAUCUCACCCGUCUCCAUGCCAUCACCGACUGUUCGCCCUACAUUCCGCGCGAAACAAUCUGUAAUGGGUAAUAUGACUGGUGGUGACCUAAAAUCUCCAACUACGACUACCGCUCCGAUCAACAGUGGUCCACCUCAACCUCGGUCUACUAAUGUUACGGGAACUGCAUUCAAAACAGUCAAAUCACCUUCAUCACCAAACCAGAAGACUGAUUACUUCGGGGCAAUCAGUAAUUCUUCAAACCUACCUAAAUCUCCACAAGCUGUCCCCCAUAUAUCUGAAGCCAAAUCGCCUAUUCCCCAAGACUUGAUGGGUGAUGAGGAUUCCAGUUUGUUGGGAUUACCCUCAAUCCAACCUGGACGAUCUACCACUCCAUCAUCGGCAAGUGGAAAUUUAUCGGCCAUCCCACUUAUCUCUCCUGGAUUUGCCAAUAUUCAAGCACAACCAUCACCUGGGAUAUCGGCCAAAGUUGCUCCUACAACAGGUCAUCAUAGAUCUCUACUACCGAAUAUUGACUCGACCAAACCUACAAGUAAUUUCAACUCGGCCGAAUGGUCUCCUCUAGAAAGAAUGAAAUCCGGUUCUACUCCAUCUACCGCUGCGGAAGAGAGAAAGGUUGAAAUUGAAUUAGAUUCGAGUGAUGAAGAAGUUGUGCCUGAGAGCGCCUCUGGAAUGAGCAGAAGACCCAUCUCUCCAGAAAAGUUCUCUUCACCUCAGAAGGUUUCUCAGAGAGCUUCGGUAUUCGGUGGUGUUCCCCAUAAGUCGGCGACUACCGACUCUGCGAGGCCAUCAACAGGAUCGCAGAGAGGUGUAUCAGGAGAACGAUCACGUCCUCAAUCGAUGUUCAUCACUCCUUCUUCAUCGUCUUCCAACAAACCUCACAAUUCUCCCUCGACCGUUUCUGAAGAGCCGUUAGGUCUGCCUAAAGAUGCAUCGAGACCCAGUCAUACGAGAAAAGGAUCAAUUACAGAUAUGGUGUCAAGAUAUGAGAACCUUAAACCGCCUUCUUCAGUGAAACCCACAAGUACAAGUAUUGACCAGCAUGCUAAUGGUAACGACAGCAAUGGUGUAGGAAGAAAGCCAUCUGUAGCAAACAAACCCCCAGCAUUGAGAAAACCGUCUCAAGGCGAAACGCCAAACGUUACCUCGCCUGCUGACCUCGCUAAACCUAAAAUUGCGGUCAAGCCUAAACCGAAUAUAAUAGCUCCUAAACCUAUCAGACAUUCGGAAGCUCCCAUUGCUGAAGGUUUCUCGAAAUCCUCAUCAGGUCGUUCGUUCCCUAUAACGAAACCUAAACCUUCGUCCAUGAACACCAAUAACUCGAUACCAGCGGAUACGGAUCACAGUGAAUCAGCUACGACGCCGAAAAGUGGCAAGAAUAGUCCGGAGAAACAGCAACCUGUUAAUUUGUUGAUACAAAGGUGGAACCAAGGUCAAGUGAAUAAUAAUUCUACUGCUAAAGGUUCACCUAAGAAGGGCGGUUAUAUUUAA